AUGUCGUUAGAUCAUCUGUUCGAUCGUUAUGAACGUGAUGGUUUUGUUAUUAUUCCUGAUUUAAUUGAUGGCGAAGAAUGCAAUAAACUUAAAAUGGAAGCUCAGAAAGUAUUCGCAGAAAAAGCACGUUCUGACGCAUCUGUUUAUGUACAUGCUUCAGUUGCAAGUCCACUAUUUACACAAUAUCACAAGGAUCCUCGUCUGGUGGCUAUUUUGAAGAAGAUUAUGCCGGAUGGUGUUAUGUUUUUAAGCGAUAAAAUCGUCGUUAAAACAACUGAGAAAACAUUCGCCACACCUUGGCACAUGGAUCGCUUCUAUUGGCCUAAUACACGUCCGAAACUUUCUGUUUGGAUUCCAUUAGAUGAUGUCAAUGCCGAGAAUGGUACACUUACUGUAGUUCGUGGUAGUCACAAAAAAGAUUGGACAAUGAUAAACAAAGGUUUACCAAAUGGUGAAUUUAUCUAUGAAAUAGCCGAUAAUGAUAUCAAUCAGGAUGAUGUGGUUACAUGCGCGAUCAAACGUGGUAGCGGAGUCUUCUUUCCCGAUAGACUUGUACAUGGUUCCACGCAAAAUCUUGCACGCAAAGAUCGUUAUACAAUUAUAAGUACUUAUCAUUCACCUGCAGAUGAUGAAAAAUUUGAUCUUGAUUUUCCUGCACGUGAAGUGCUUGUUCCAGUGAACUAA
Molecule: messenger RNA, 684 nt
Organism: Rotaria sp. Silwood1
Lineage: Eukaryota; Metazoa; Rotifera; Eurotatoria; Philodinida; Philodinidae
Source: the annotation of a GenBank genome assembly